AUGACAAUCUGGAAGCAGCGCUUCUUCCGUUGGAACUUUUUCUUUGUGAACGGAAUCUUCUACAACAUGGCAUACAUCCUGUUCUCCUGGAAGCUUGGAUUCUGGGAGAUUGGCACAAAGAUCUUCGUCUUCCAGGAGGUCUUUGAGACGUUGCUAUAUGUUCUCGCACCUUUUGUUCUACCUAUGUCGUUCAUGAUCAAUCCUGCUUUUACCGGGAUCAUGACUGGCGUUACCACUGGAAUAUAUCUCGUCAAUGCGGUUCUGUUCAACGAGAUACAUCUCCGUUUGAAGAAGGAGAGAGUCUCAUGGGCCUGCAUUGCGUACUACAUGUGGUACAAGUUUGUACUGAACUUUGUCAACAUUUUGAGUUGUUACUGGUCUAUUCUCAAAUACGCCCAAUACUUUGCCGUCCGCCACCCCAAGGUUAUCGAAGAUGAAAAGGCUCUCGACGUGGUUCUCACUCUGGACAAUGAUGAAGAAGUAAUGAACCAGUCCACCACGCAGCCACCAGCGGCGCAGCCUCCGAGACGAGGAAUGAGCAUUCGUACCCAUUUCACCACGAUGCCGACUGAGCAACAUGAAGAUCGAUACUAUGGAAGAAAUAACGCGGCAAGAGGUGUAGUGAGUCGGAUUGCAAGUGUGCGGCAAAGGGAGAGGAAUGAAGUAGAUCACUACAGGCCGUAUGAGAUGGGCUACUUGCAGCACGUAGAUGGGGGUGUAUAA
Molecule: messenger RNA, 723 nt
Organism: Alternaria burnsii
Lineage: Eukaryota; Fungi; Ascomycota; Dothideomycetes; Pleosporales; Pleosporaceae
Product: glycosyl transferase
Exons: 2
Coding region: 1-723 (240 amino acids)
Source: RefSeq, a predicted model, not a curated record